AUGAACGGUAUUCGGUUGUACUACGUCGACCGGACCUGGGUGCUGAGGUCUCGCCUCAUCGCAGUUCGACAGUUCAACCCCACCAAGGAGCUGCUCGAGGACAAUCGCCUCUCGACUCUUCUGCAGAAGUACCUCGAGAGAGUGCUUGCGGAGUACGGCCUCGACGUGUCACUUCUCUUCUCUGCGACGAGCGACGCCGGCAGCGACGUGAAGCGACUGUGCGACGUACUGCUGCCGGGGCUGUGGGAGUGGUGUGUGUGCCACAUGAUGAACUGCGCGGUGGUGAAGGCGUUCGGUAUGCACGUGGAUCCGGCCAAGUCGAGAAACCCCGGUGCACGCAAAGUGAUCACGACGGUGAAAACGAUUGUGGAGCACAUCCGCAAAUCUCCCAGAGCGAAGGCCAUCUUCGAGGAGGAGCAGGUCAGGCAGUACGCGCAGUGCUACCACCGCAAGCUGGUCAACGCCGCACCCCAGCGGUGGUCAGGGGUGACAAACGUCUUGGAGGCGGUCAUCGUCAACCGUCCAGCCAUAGACGGCGUGUACGCGGCGGAAGGCAAACACAGUCCGCUCACGUCCCUGACGGACGAGAUCGACGAGUUGCACUAUAUCAUCAAGCCGGCCGCGCAAGUCAUCGUCAGCGGGGAGCGACCGGCCACCAGCACUCCCCGCGAGCACAGCUUGUUGACUGGCGUGGCCAGGGGUACUCGGCAGCACAUGUGCGAGUCCGUUGACUGGCGGUGGUUCGACAAGCGCUACAAGAGCGCCAAGAGCCAAGACACGGACUACGUGUUCGACAUGCAGAUGGCCUUGCACCCGACCACGGCUGACCUGCGGUACGUGGACAAGCUCGCGUCAACGUCAGCGUUCGCUGGUGCUGUCAAGUCGACCAUCACCGACAAGGUCAUCUCCUUGGCUGUAAAGCUGGCGGAGGCAGCGGCACUCCACACGGGGGAUGGAUCAACGACGCCUGCCUGGUCUGCGGCUGCCGAUAAGCCCGCUGCCAAACGUGCUCGUCAAGCGGCUGCUCCCGGGAGCAAAGAGGAGCCGCCGUCUUUCGAGCAGACUGCUCGCGCCGAGCUCACCAAGCUGAGGGCUGUCCAGGGCGGCAGUCUCGCGGCCGGGUUGAGGUGCGAGGAUGUGCUCAAGUGGUGGAAGAUGUGGGCCCACGCCUACCCUCUUCUGGCUAGGGUUGCACGCGUGGUUAUCGGGGCUCUUGCAUCGGCGGCAGUGCUCGAGCAUGAUUUCAGCAAUGCUGGGCGAAUGAUGACUUCCUCCAGGAGCACCAUGGACAGCAAGUACGUGGAAAUGAUUCUGUUCCUGCACGGGAACCUGGACCUCAUCCCCGAGGACAUCACCAAGCUGACCGAGGCUGUUGCACGAACGAAGAUCCCCGGGCGGCUGGCGAACCCCGUCGAGGGGCUGGAGCAGCUCGACGGCGCUUUCGCGCCGGUGGACCUCACCGAUGAGGAGGCGUCGGAUUAA
Molecule: messenger RNA, 1482 nt
Organism: Ectocarpus sp. CCAP 1310/34
Lineage: Eukaryota; Phaeophyceae; Ectocarpales; Ectocarpaceae
Source: the annotation of a GenBank genome assembly